This is a messenger RNA of Ceratosolen solmsi marchali, 1730 nucleotides long. It is a transcript of the gene RtcB, whose product is annotated as RtcB RNA ligase. The record is from RefSeq and is a predicted model, not a curated record. Gene Ontology annotation, biological process: tRNA splicing, via endonucleolytic cleavage and ligation. Gene Ontology annotation, molecular function: RNA ligase (GTP) activity; RNA ligase (ATP) activity. Lineage: Eukaryota; Metazoa; Arthropoda; Insecta; Hymenoptera; Agaonidae. The transcript has 10 exons. Gene Ontology annotation, cellular component: nucleus; tRNA-splicing ligase complex. Bases 201 to 1721 code for a protein of 506 amino acids.
UAGAUAUCUAGCGGUGAUUGAUGUUUUUACCUGAAAUGAUAAUCGAGAGAUUUUCGGAAAUUAUAACGGUUGGAAUAUUUCCAAAAAUUAGUCGAGAGAUUCUCGGAAUCUCGAACGGACGAUUAUAGGAGGACGUUGAAAUUGUGAUAAAUACAAAUCAGUUUUUAUAUUAUACAAUAAUCAUUUAAUAAUUUACAAAAAUGGUUAUACGAGAAUAUCAAGAAGAACUACAAUAUUUGGAAAAAGUAAAUCCUCAUUGUUGGAGAAUUAAAAAAGGCUUUCAACCAAAUAUGAAGGUCGAAGGUGCAUUUUAUGUAAAUGAUACGCUCGAGAAAUUGAUGCUAGAAGAAUUACAACAGGCCUGUAAAUCUGGAAAAGUUGGUGGUUUUUUACCUGGUAUUAAACAAAUUGCCAAUGUGGCUGCUCUCCCGGGCAUCGUGGGAAAGUCAAUUGGUCUACCAGACAUCCAUUCUGGUUACGGAUUUGCCAUUGGUAAUAUGGCAGCGUUCGAUAUGAAUGAUCCAAAAGCAAUUGUUUCCCCUGGUGGGGUAGGAUUUGAUAUUAAUUGUGGCAUAAGACUUUUGAGAACAAAUUUAUUUGAGAAAGAUGUACAGCCUGUAAAGGAACAAUUAACUCAAAGUUUGUUUGAUCACAUACCGGUAGGUGUUGGCUCAAAAGGAAUUAUUCCCAUGAAUGGUAAAGAUUUAGAGGAGGCCAUGGAAAUGGGCAUGGACUGGUCCCUUAGAGAAGGAUAUAUUUGGGCCGAAGAUAAGGAACAUUGUGAAGAAUAUGGCAGAAUGUUAAAUGCCGAUCCAUCUAAAGUUUCUGUAAGAGCGAAGAAACGUGGUCUUCCUCAAUUAGGAACAUUAGGAGCUGGAAAUCACUAUGCCGAGAUUCAAGUGGUCGAUGAAAUUUUUAAUAAAUCAGCGGCUAGUAAAAUGGGUAUCGAAGGCAAAGGACAAAUUUGUAUUAUGAUUCAUUCGGGAAGUCGUGGUUUUGGUCAUCAAGUAGCUACAGAUGCUUUAGUUGAAAUGGAGAAAGCUAUGAAGAGAGAUAAUAUUGAAACAAACGAUAGGCAAUUAGCAUGCGCAUUAAUAAGUUCGGAAGAAGGGCAAAAUUACUUGAAAGCAAUGGCUGCAGCGUCAAACUUUGCUUGGGUGAAUCGAAGUUCAAUGACAUUUUUAACUAGGCAGGCGUUUGCCAAACAAUUUAACGCAUCGCCAGAUGACUUGGACAUGCACGUUAUUUAUGAUGUAUCGCACAAUGUGGCUAAAAUUGAAGAGCACAUAGUCGAUGGAAAGCAAAAAACUCUUCUAGUUCAUAGAAAGGGUUCCACAAGGGCUUUUCCUCCUCACCAUCCGUUAAUUCCUGUAGACUAUCAAUUAAUAGGCCAGCCAGUGCUAAUCGGAGGUACCAUGGGAACAUGCAGUUACGUUCUUACCGGUACAGAACGAGGAAUGAUCGAAACUUUUGGUUCAACGUGUCAUGGAGCCGGUCGAGCGUUAUCUCGUGCAAAGUCAAGGAGAAAAUUGGAUUAUCAAGUUGUAUUAGAUAAGCUACAGUGCAUGGGUAUUUCGAUACGUGUAGCAUCGCCAAAAUUAGUUAUGGAGGAAGCUCCCGAAUCUUAUAAAAACGUAACCGAUGUCGUAAAUACAUGUCAUGCGGUUGGAAUCUCUCAAAAGUGUAUUAAACUUCGACCAAUAGCGGUUAUUAAAGGAUAAAAUCUCACA